UGUCUUUAUAUAUAAAUAUAUAUACACACACCUCAGCCCUCUCCUACGACUUCUCUGCAAUUCUCAUCCCAUAAUAACCAAUGGUGGUUCUCUCAAAACCCGCUUUCGACCACUUCAAGAACUGCACCACGUUCUUCCCCGGUAUCCCAUUGGUGGACCUAUCCAGGCCCGACUCCAAAACGCAGCUCGUGAAGGCCUGUGAAGAAUUCGGAUUCUUCAAAGUCGUCAAUCACGGCGUCCCCAUUCCCUUAAUCAAAGAAUUGGAAUCAGAAGCCGUUAGAUUCUUCUCCUUGCCCCACUCUGACAAAGCAAAAGCAGGGCCGCCCGACCCGUUUGGCUACGGCGACAAGAGGAUCGGCCCGAAUGGUGAUGUGGGUUGGGUCGAGUACUUGCUCUUGACCACCAACACUCACUCGGGUUACCAAAAGUUCGCCUCCAUUUUCGGUGAAGCUGCAGAAAAUUUCCGUCGGGUUGUGAAUGAAUACGUGUUGGCUGUGAGGAGAAUGGCGUGCGAGAUUCUUGAAAUGCUGGCGGAUGGAUUGAAGAUUCAACCAAGAAACGCUUUUAGUAAACUUCUGAUGGAUGAAAAGAGCGACUCUGUUUUCAGGCUGAAUCACUACCCUCCACGCCCCCAGGCCCAGCUCCAAGACCAAUCCAACGGCAGGAAUCUAAUCGGGUUCGGGGAACACACCGACCCGCAAAUAAUUUCUGUUCUCAGAUCCAACAACACUUCGGGCCUUCAAAUCUCACUCAAAGAUGGGAGUUGGAUCCCUGUCCCGCCCGAUCAAACUUCUUUCUUCAUCAAUGUUGGCGACUCGUUGCAGGUAAUGACCAAUGGGAGGUUCAAGAGCGUAAGACAUAGGGUUGUGGCCAACAGCUCAAAAUCAAGGCUGUCAAUGAUAUACUUUGGAGGACCACCACUGAGUGAAAAGAUAGCUCCAUUGGCUGCACUAAUGGAAGGGGAGGAAGACAGCUUGUACAAGGAGUUUACAUGGUUUGAGUACAAGAACAAUGCUUACAAGACAAGACUGGCUGAUAAUAGGUUGGGCCUGUUUGAGAAAAUUGCAGCAUCCUAGUUAAUAAUGUUUUGGUCAUUUCCUAGGUUAGAGAGUGUUAAGUGGUGGUGGUGUUCUAAGUUGUAUAGGGUUUUCUUUAGUAGUCAUCAUGUAUACAUAUAUAGAUGGUCAAGUUUGUUACCCUUUUUUAGUUUUUUGCUUGUUCAUCAUUUUGAUUUCGCUUCUCAUAUAUAUAUAUAUAUACACAUGAUGUACACUUUCUUGUUAAUAAUACAAAGUUCCACGUUUCAAAUGU
This is a messenger RNA of Sesamum indicum (sesame), 1311 nucleotides long. Its product is annotated as gibberellin 2-beta-dioxygenase 1. NCBI's taxonomy places the organism in Eukaryota, Viridiplantae, Streptophyta, Magnoliopsida, Lamiales, Pedaliaceae. The record is from RefSeq and is a predicted model, not a curated record.